Messenger RNA from Phoenix dactylifera (date palm), 829 nucleotides. RefSeq lists its product as uncharacterized. The record is from RefSeq and is a predicted model, not a curated record. NCBI's taxonomy places the organism in Eukaryota, Viridiplantae, Streptophyta, Magnoliopsida, Arecales, Arecaceae.
CCACAGUUCGGCAAAUCUGAUACGACUCAAGACUCAUAAACAGAGUAAAGGGCAGACGAAGCUUUCUCCUCUCCUCACCAAGCAAGAAGGCCAUGGCUUCAGCCUCCCCUCGGCACAGCUUCCUCACAGGCAACCCCGUCUCCCCAAGUCCCAAGCCCGCAAGGAAGUUGCUCCCACCCCAACUGCUCUCAUGCCGGUCUUCCAUGGAAAAAGAAUCGGAGCCGCCUGGCAGAAGUGAGAUGAAGUUGGCUAAACUGGCGAUUGUCACGGUGGCGGCUGGUGUGCUAACACUUGGGUCCGUCCAUGAAGCCAUGGCCGCGAAGUCCGGUGGCAGAGUUGGAGGUCAGGCCUUCCGGUCAGCAGCACCAAGGCCGUCAGCUCCGCGAAUUAACAAUUCAAGGACUAAUGUAUUCAUCAACCCACCAGUGGCACCGCCUCUUGCUGGUGGGUAUGGCUAUGGGGUACCAUUCUACGGUGGUGGAUGGGGCUGGUCUCCUUUCACGUUCUUUGCACCAGGGCCCAGCGUUGCGGUGGGCAUUGGAGGAGGCUUUGAAGUAUUUGCCGCACUCUUAGUGCUUGGGGCGAUUACAACCGUUAUUAGAAGAUUUACAGGGCGGGGAGAAGAUGAUGAAGAUGACUACUACUGAUGAUGCUAUGCCAUCAUUUUCUGUUGCCACGGCUGUAUUAAAGUGACACCAAAAACCACCCCGUUUUUUUGUAUUCAUGAUUAAUAUCCCUCUCUACACUUGAAAAAUGUAUUAUAAGGGAAGUAGUUUCUGUUAGAAUAAUUUUAAAAUAUGAGCUUCCACUUAUUACGUAUUUUUGUUUU